UAGUUCUUAUUACCUCCAUUCAUUCAUAUAUCAGUUAUGUUUCCGAUAAGAAUGGUGAUGAUUGUGGUGGUUUUGAUGGUAAACGCCGCUUGUGUGGUGGCCAUCCGCUGCCCGGAUUGUGGGAAGACUCCAGUUCCGUAUCCACUCAGCACUACACCGUUGUGUGGCCAUCAAUCGUACAAGAUUCGGUGUGACAUGGAAGUGUUGAAGUUUGUUACGGGAAGGUACACUUACCCAAUCAUAUCAAUCUUCCAGAAAAAUCAACGGCUAGUCAUCGGUCCAUCGGAUUUAUUACCAGAUACCUGCGUUACGUCUGAUUUAGCCAACGAGGGACUUCAGCUGAAUACCUCUUUACCCUUCACUAUCACCCAGAGUAACACUGUCUUAUUCUUCAACUGUACGGAGCCAACGGGGAAACUUGCGUAUGAUUGCUCGCCGGCAAGCGCUUGCAACGCCUGCCAGAACGGCCUGCCGGAGAUGUCCAUUUGCCGGAAAACUCCACGUUGUUGCACCUUCAGAAAAGGCAGCUACACAAACCUGUAUUCCAUUCAGCUCAAUAUAGAUCGAUGCAGGGCUUACUCAAGCUUCGUGAACGUAAACACAUCGUUGCCGUUUGCCAAAUGGCCGAAUCCUGGCGUGGAGUUGAUGUGGGCACCACCUCCGGAGCCACCAUGUUCAUCGCAGGGGCAUUGUGACUCAACCUCCACUUGCAGGGACGCUCACGACGGCGGAACGCGAAGGUGUUUCUGUAACCGUAAAUUCCGCUGGGAUGCAAUCGCCGGCCAGUGUACUAAGGAUCUAAAAAAAGUCAAAGCAAAACGGAAGGUACUCGGAGCGACUGCAGUUUGCAUCGGAGGGACCAUAUCUGUAGCAGUUGUAUUUGCGAUCACAAUGUUCAUCCGCCGUCAAAAAAUCAAAGCAGCACGAAAACGCCUAGCUUGUGAGCGCCAAAAUAUUCUAAGGUCGAGCGGCGGUGGAAAAUCGUCCAAGAUCUUCGCCAGCAAAGAGAUCAAAAAGGCAACAAACAACUUCUCCUCCGCCGGACUUCUUGGCGUCGGAGGUUUUGGUCAAGUGUAUAAAGGGGUGUUGGACGACGGCACUACAGUGGCUGUAAAAUGUCCCAAGCUUGGAAACACCCAAAGCAUAGAUCAAGUCCUAAAUGAGGUUCGAAUCCUAUGUCAAGUCAACCAUAAAAACCUAGUACAACUUCUUGGUUGUUGUGUAGAACUUGAACAACCGUUUUUAGUAUACGAAUACAUUCAAAACGGAAGUCUUUAUGAUCAUUUACAUGGUAAAAACAAACGCCAUUUAACAUGGAGUCAACGGUUAGCCAUUGCUCGUGACACUGCAGAAGGGCUCUCGUACCUCCAUUUCUCUGCAUCUCCCCCAAUCUACCAUCGCGAUAUAAAAUCUAGCAACAUUUUGCUCGAUAGUCGAAUGAGAGCAAAGGUUGCAGAUUUCGGUUUGUCAAGAGAACUAGCUCAGGCGGAUGUAACCCACGUGACAACUUGUGCCCAAGGUACACUCGGAUACAUGGACCCUGAUUAUUACUGGAAUUAUCAGCUAACUGAUAAAAGUGAUGUCUAUAGCUUUGGAGUGUUGUUGUUGGAGAUACUAACAUGUCAAAGAGCUAUUGACUUUUGUCGGCCAACGGAUGAUGUGAAUUUGGCGGCUUACAUUAAACGGAUAGUGAGCGAGGAAAAAAUGGUGGAUGCGAUCGACCCGUCCCUCAAAAAAGACGCUACACCAUUGGAGAUUGAUGCUAUGAAAGCUUUUGGGUUUCUUGCAAUGAGUUGCUUGGAGGAAAAAAGAGAAAACCGGCCCUGUAUGAAGGAAGCAUCUGAAGAGAUUGAGUAUAUCAUGGGUAUUGUAGCGACCAGAUUAGAAUUAGAUGAUCAUGGUUCGGACAACUAGA
Molecule: messenger RNA, 1915 nt
Organism: Lactuca sativa (garden lettuce)
Lineage: Eukaryota; Viridiplantae; Streptophyta; Magnoliopsida; Asterales; Asteraceae
Product: wall-associated receptor kinase-like 20
Biological process (GO): protein phosphorylation
Molecular function (GO): protein kinase activity; ATP binding
Source: RefSeq, a predicted model, not a curated record